Messenger RNA from Geodia barretti, 1665 nucleotides. The record is from the annotation of a GenBank genome assembly. NCBI's taxonomy places the organism in Eukaryota, Metazoa, Porifera, Demospongiae, Tetractinellida, Geodiidae.
UGCAAAUGGCGGGUAACCCUUCGGAUAACCAGGAGCGCUGGCGUAGAGAUACGCUGGAACCGGCAGUUCAACGUUUUCCGGAACGCCGGGAGAGUUUCCAGACUGAUAGCGGCAUAUCCAUUGAGCCUAUUUACACUCCGUCCAAUGGAGAUGCCACCUACGAUAACAUCGGAUUUUCCCGGCGAAUAUCCCUACACCCGUGGCGUCCAGCCCAAUAUGUACCGUGGCAGGGUCUGGACCAUGCGGCAAUAUUCAGGAUACGCCACGGCCGCAGACACCAACCGCCGAUAUCGCUACCUGCUGGAACAGGGGCAGACCGGCCUCUCCGUAGCCUUCGACCUGCCCACCCAGAUUGGCUACGAUUCCGAUUCCCCUCACUCCCAGGGUGAAGUGGGCAAGGUUGGUGUGCCAAUCUGCAGCCUGGAAGAUAUGGAAACCCUGUUUGAUGGUAUACCGCUGGACCAAGUCAGCACGUCUAUGACCAUCAACGCAACCGCAUCGGUGCUGCUGUGUCUUUACAUUGCCGCUGCCAAAAGACAAGGGGUGCCCCAGGCGAAAUUAAGCGGCACGCUGCAGAACGAUAUCCUGAAAGAAUAUAUUGCCCGGGGCACUUACGCCUACCCUCCCCGUCCCUCGAUGCGGCUGGUUGUGGACGUGUUCAAGUACUGUGCCGAGAACAUUCCCCGGUGGAACACUAUCAGCAUCAGCGGCUACCACAUGCGCGAGGCGGGCGCCACCGCGGUGCAGGAGUUGGCUUUUACCUUUUCCAACGCCAUUGGCUACGUGCAGGCCGCCGUGGACGCGGGCCUUGCCGUGGAUGACUUUGCGCCCCGCCUCUCCUUCUUCUUCGUGGCCCAGAACAACCUGCUUGAAGAGGUAGCCAAGUACCGGGCAGCGCGCCGGAUGUGGGCAGCUAUCAUGAAGGACCGCUUUGGGGCAAAGGAUCCCCGGUCCAUGAUGCUUCGCUUUCACACCCAGACUGCAGGAGUUACGCUUACCGCCCAGCAGCCCGACAACAAUGUCAUACGCAGCACAGUACAAGCGUUGGCGGCCAUCCUGGGCGGAACCCAGUCAUUGCACGUAAAUUCCCGUGACGAAGCGCUUGGGCUGCCUACCGAAGAAUCGGCCCAGCUCUCUCUGCGCACCCAGCAGAUAAUCUCCCACGAGAGCGGAGUGGCCGAUGUAGUGGACCCACUGGGCGGUUCCUGGUACGUGGAGAACCUGACCGACCAGUUGGAACAGAAAGCGUUAGAGUACAUCCACGAAAUUGACCGACAAGGUGGUGCGGUGGCCGCCAUUGAGCAGGGCUACCAGGUCAGGGAAAUUGGUGAAUCGGCUUAUAGACACCAGCGGGAAGUGGAUGCUGGAGAGCGCACAGUCGUAGGCGUGAACCGUUAUGUCAGCGACACGCCGCCCAUCGGCAAUCUGCUCAGAGUAGACCCCGAAGUUGCCCGCCAGCAGUCCGACCGCCUGGCCCGUUUGAAGCAUGACCGCGACAAUGCCCAGGUUAAGGCUUCCCUGGCAAGGCUGGAAGAAGCGGCCCGCACCAACGAUAAUACCGUCCCGACAACGCUGGAAUGCGUGGAGAACUACUGCACCCUGGGUGAGAUCUGCCAGGUUUUCCGUGACGUGUUCGGUGAACAGCGGGGGGAGUUGGCCUUUUAG